This is a messenger RNA of Prunus mume (Japanese apricot), 1771 nucleotides long. The record is from RefSeq and is a predicted model, not a curated record. NCBI's taxonomy places the organism in Eukaryota, Viridiplantae, Streptophyta, Magnoliopsida, Rosales, Rosaceae.
CCCCAGAUGUUAAGUUAUACAAACAAGUAGCCUUAACGUCUAGCUUUCUUUCAUUUUCAAACCCCAAAAGAAACGCAAAGUUUGUGUCUUUUUCAACUCAUUUUAACUCAUCAGUUCAAUUGACUCAAAUGUCAUCUGCAACAACAGUAACAGGAGGAGCAACAAGAAGACCAAAAUGGCAGUACCCACCAGCACCACCAACCCCAAAAAUUCUCCACUUUCCGCGUAGGCCUCGGCGGAGAGCAUCCAAGAGCGUUCAUGGUGGAAGACCCAAUUCAGGGGAGGCCAAGAAGGACAACAAGGGCAAGCUGGAAGCUCUGUUUGACCAAGAACGAGUUUUUUCCAGGGUCAGUUUGCCCAUUGUGCUUUUUGAGUAUGGUGAUGGGGAAAGCGAGUGCAGGAGAGAGAGGGUUAAAGAGGGUGAGGAUGGUGGUGAUGAAGUGGUGGAAGAGGAGAAGUGGAGAUUUCAGACUGAGAUGUUGAGGGCAGAGUGCAAUUUAUUGAGGAUGGAGAAAGAGAUUGCAGUUAAGAAGAUGGAGAGGGUCAAGGUCAAGGUGGAGAGGACUCUUAAAUCAGCUGUUCACACUCUUGUUUCUGGGAGAAAGAAGAUUUGCGAAGGAAAGAAUGCAAGUAUGGUAUUGGAGGAAGAACUUCAACACUUGGCAGAAAAGCUAGAGAAGUUGCAAAGGAAUUUAGGAGUUAAGGAUUCGGAGGUUCGAAACACUAGUAAUUUUGAUAAACAAGCGUAUCUUCUUCAAAGAAAGCUACAGAAGUUCAGACGAACAUCGGAUGAGAUAUGUGUCAAGGAGAUCCAAGAGAUGGCAGAAGCAAGCUUUUCGAUCAAAACAAGCUAUAGAGUAAAUGAGAACUUGCUUUCGAGUGGCAAAAGUAAUGUAGACAUUCUCAGAAGGAAAAUGGAGGGAUUGUCAAAUGGGAUGCUAUUAGAGAGGAUGAAGGAAGAGUAUGGUUCAAUGCUGUCUACAGCCAACAGUUCUGUUAGACAAUUUUCUAUGCAGGAGAAGGAGUGUCGUGAAGAGAAUGUGUGCUCAGGACGUUGCAAGGCGAUAGUUCGAAGAAUUGUAGAGCAAGUUCGAGCUGAGACAGAACAAUGGUCUCAGAUGCAGGAGAUGCUGGGGCAGGUGAAGGAGGAGAUGGAAGAAUUGCAUGCCUCUCGAGACUUUUGGGAAGAUCGAGCGCUAGAUUCUGAUUAUCACAUCCAAUCCUUACAAUUCGUUGUGCAAGAAUGGAAACAGAAAGCUGUCUCAUCUGAAAGCAAAGCAAAGGAGUUGCAGGCACAAGUGUCUAUGCUCCAUGGAGAGCUUGAUUGGUUGAGGAAGGAAGCAAGCAUAAGAGCAAUGAAGGCCAAUGGUUCACCACUUAUACCCCGGGAUCCACAGAACGAAAUGGAAAAACACGUCCUGAUUUGUCACUUGAAGGAAAAUCAUUGUCCCAAAGAAGGUGGCAGCAAGCAAAGAAAACUAGCCAUAUGUACCAACAGAGUGCCUGUUGCUCCAAAACGAUUACCCUUUCGAGACAUCGGAAACUCCUCAUUGCCGGUGAGGCAGAACAGCAAAGCAGUCUUCCCUUUGCAUUGCCCUCUACCUUCCAAGACAUAGAAAAGCUUUUGAGAUUGGUUGCAGUGGAUUCAACUUGGGAAUCUUGCUCUAUUCUAACCAUAGUAACUGCAGGGGCUCUUCCUCUUUGCUAACCAUAUGAAUUGUACGGCAUAGUUGAAGAUCCAUGUUCUAAUUUCAAUAGUAGAGGAUACCAU